AUGUAUGGACGAAAACGAAAUAGUAUAACAUCAUAUUCACAAUACAGUGAAGAUGAGCAUGACGAACUUUCAAGUAUAGAUUCUACAUUAGUCAUGUUAGUUAUACAUAAUCUUGAUCAUAUGAUGCAACCACAUGAAUGGGAAACAUUAUUAACUCGUGAAAUUCAUGGUGCUCGUAUUUUAGGUGUGAUUGUAGUUCGUGAACCAUCAUCGUCACGUCCAUGGGGAGAAGGUGAAUUAACAGCAUAUAUAUUUACUCGACAUGAUGCUUCCCUAAUUCGACAAUAUUUACAUAAUCGACGUCUUGGUUUUCGACGUUUACAUGUCGAUACAGUAACAAGUGAAGGUGGUAUUGAAGUUUUUCUUGUACACAAAAUUCUUCAAUUACUUAAACUCAAUCCACAAAUAUCUGACAUUACCAUCGAGCAACGUCUCAAUAGUUUUUUUCGACGUGUUCCAUUAACAGUACGUCCACGAGAUUAUGAUCGUACAACUGUUAUGCGUUUAAUUCACGAAUGUAUGGGUUUACCAGCAUCACCGCCAGCAACAAGUGAAGAUAGUGAAAUUGAUAGUGAUUCACCACCGUUACGUUCUAAGCCGAUGGUACAACGAGCACAACAACAAACACCGAUACAAAUACCACCAGAACAAGAUCAAUCUGUUUCAAGUCCACAAUUGAUUUGUAUUGAUGAAUGUACAAUGCAACUUCAUUUUACUCCGUUUUAUUUUGAACUUUUGGAAGCUAUGUCGGUUAGUGGAAUAAAUAAUGAAAAUGAUCAAUUGUUAGAUGUUAGACUUUUCUAA
Messenger RNA from Rotaria sp. Silwood2, 804 nucleotides. NCBI's taxonomy places the organism in Eukaryota, Metazoa, Rotifera, Eurotatoria, Philodinida, Philodinidae. The record is from the annotation of a GenBank genome assembly.